AUGUGGAGUGACUGGCAAAGCGCAUGCUGUCGCCGCCAAACAACAGGUAGCAUCCAAGCGCUCAUACCACCUCUUGUCAACUCGUGGAGACACGGCUCCUCGCUGAUCCUCACGGCUCCUCGCAGCUCCUCGUGGCUCCUCGUGGCCCCUCGUGGCUCUUCGCGGCUCCUCACGGCUCCUCGCAGCUCCUCGUGGCUCCUCGUGGCCCCUCGUGGCUCUUCGAGGCUCCUCACGGCUCCUCACGGCUCCUUUCUGACUCUGGGUUAG
This is a messenger RNA of Knipowitschia caucasica, 267 nucleotides long. The record is from the annotation of a GenBank genome assembly. NCBI's taxonomy places the organism in Eukaryota, Metazoa, Chordata, Actinopteri, Gobiiformes, Gobiidae.